Molecule: messenger RNA, 2268 nt
Organism: Strigops habroptila (Kakapo)
Lineage: Eukaryota; Metazoa; Chordata; Aves; Psittaciformes; Psittacidae
Gene: ETNK2
Product: ethanolamine kinase 2
Exons: 8
Coding region: 24-1172 (382 amino acids)
Biological process (GO): phosphatidylethanolamine biosynthetic process
Cellular component (GO): cytoplasm
Molecular function (GO): ethanolamine kinase activity
Source: RefSeq, a predicted model, not a curated record
GGCCCCUCCGCAGCCCCCGGCACAUGGGCCGCGGCUCCGGGAGCGGGGAGCUGGGUAUGGCCGAGCCGCCCGGCCGCUGCCCCGACUGCCUGGGACCGGAGCGGGGCGGCGGCAACGGGGGGGCUCCGGCCGUGCCCCACCUCGGCAUCGCGGUGGACGAGGGCGACGUGCUGCCCGGGGCUCUGCGGCUGGUCCGGGAGCUGAGACCCGGCUGGGAACCGGCCAGGGUGAAGACCAAGCUCUUCACUGAUGGCAUCACCAACAAGCUCGUGGCCUGCUACACGGAUGAGGGCAUGGUGGACGCGGUGCUGGUCCGUGUCUAUGGCAGGAAGACGGAGCUGUUUGUGGACAGGGACACGGAGCUGAGGAACUUCCAGGUGCUGCACGCCCAUGGCUGUGCCCCCGACCUCUACUGCGCCUUCCAGAAUGGCCUCUGCUACCAGUUCCUGCCGGGAAUCGCGCUGGGGCCCGACCACGUGCGGGAACCCCACAUCUUCAGGCUGGUGGCCCAGGAGAUGGCCCGGGUACAUGCCAUCCACGCCAACGGGAGCCUCCCCAAGCCCAUCCUCUGGCAGAAGCUGCACAAAUACCUCACCCUCGUGAAGACGGAUCUCAGCCCAAAGGUAUCCAACCCCAGCCUCCAGCAGGAUGUGCCCAGCCUGGAGAUGCUGGAACAGGAGGUGGCCUGGAUGAAGGAAACUCUCUCCCAGCUGGGGUCCCCCGUCGUGCUUUGCCACAAUGACCUCCUCUGCAAGAACAUCAUCUAUGAUGGGACACGAGGGCACGUUCGCUUCAUAGACUAUGAGUACACUGGCUACAACUACCAGGCUUUCGACAUUGGAAACCACUUCAAUGAGUUUGCAGGCGUGAAGGAGGUGGAUUACCGCCUCUACCCCAGCAAGGACACCCAGCUCCAGUGGCUGCGCUCCUACCUGCAGGCCUACAAGCAGCUCACCCAGGGCGACCAAGGGGUGUCCGAGGAGGAGCUGGAGGCUCUCUACGUGCAAGUGAACAAGUUUUCUUUGGCAUCCCAUUUCCUCUGGGCAUGCUGGGGCCUCAUCCAGGAUAAGUACUCUACCAUAGACUUUAACUUCUUAAGAUAUGCAAAGCUAAGGUUUAAACAGUACUUCAAGAUGAAGCCGGUGGUCACAGCCCUGCAGGUCUCUAAAUAGCAUCUCCAGCCUGUGAGACCCUGAGCUAGUUUGUCCUUGCUGCAUCCACAGCCCUCGCAUCCCCCUGGCCCCAUCCCCAGCCCGGCCGGGGGGCGAGGGCAGGUCCCCAUGGUGGGAAGGGGGAAGAGAGGAGCUCUGACCCAGCCACCGAUUAAAGGAGACCCUGGACAUACCCGAGACUGGACCAUGAGAUGCUAGAGAGGACCACGGCCUCGGAGAGGCCCCUGCCUACGUGAGGAAGCCUUUACCAUCGCCUUAACGUCGAGCCCCGCUGCCCGGCAGGUCCGUGCCUUGCUGGCACCGCUGCUGCUCCGCCUGGCACCCGGUUUGCUCCCUCUGUGCUGACCCCGAGGGGGGAAACAGGUCCCCCCCCGUCUGCUCAGGAGCCCCCAGAGCUGCCCAGUUGCUUUAGCUGCCCAAUGCACCCGCUUUGCCUUCGCUGCUCCCUCUGUCCCCAUUGCCCUGCCUGCCCGGUGCCACUUGGGCUCCCAGCGACAGCGCAGCCCCUCUCCUGGGUCAGUGUUGAUCCUGGCCUUGGGGCUGAGUGUGGGACCCUUUUUCAUGGAGCAAGGGGCAGCAGCCCCAGCCAUGAGCCACAUGGGCUUGGGACCAACCAGUGUGAUUUUGCUGGUGGGUGCUGGGUGCCUGCACCCCCUGUUGUGCUCUGCUUUUGCUCCCAGACUGCCAUUAGCUUCAUGGCUUCCCUUGUAGCAUCCCAGCUACCAGGGUGGAGAAAUUCAUCCUGGUGGGAUUCAUCCUGCCCCUCACAUGCGCGUCAUCCCUGCGGUGCCCAUGUGAGGGGCAGGAGGUUGAACAGAGCUGACCCACUCCAUGAGCUGGGCACAGCUUCAUCCCUGUCAGCACCAUCAUGGGCGAUCCUGGCCUGCUGAGCACUGUCCAGCUCAUGACAGUGGUUGUGCAUCAGCUGGGGGGAGUGGAAUUGGACCUCUCUGCCCCUACUCUGGCUGCUCAGCAAGUGGUAUGGGGACAAGGAGCCAGCCCCCUCCAUGCAGGCACCUACCCCAGCAAGAACCAGGACUCUUGUUGCAUCUGGUGUUUUGUCUUGGUGCAAAAUAAAAGCUGCUGGUAGCUGGAA